Molecule: messenger RNA, 1337 nt
Organism: Panicum hallii
Lineage: Eukaryota; Viridiplantae; Streptophyta; Magnoliopsida; Poales; Poaceae
Product: remorin 4.1-like
Exons: 2
Coding region: 136-981 (281 amino acids)
Source: RefSeq, a predicted model, not a curated record
ACCGCACCGAGCCGAGCCGGGCACAGGCACCAGCGCCCUGCAUCCACGGCAGCACGAACGACACGACGCGCACGCGGCGGCCUGCUCAUGCAUGGUGCAGCCUAGCUCCCCGCCGCCGGAGACCACCACCACCACAUGUUGCAUGAGCAGCAGGCACCGGUAGCAGCAGCAGCAGCAGCAGCAGCGCCGCCGCCGCCCGUGCCUUCGGCGCCCAGCAACGACGGCGGCGAUGGGGACGAGGGCACCGCGACGUUCCGCGACAUCCACCCUCUGACCCCCGACGUGCCGACGCCCCCCGCGCGCACGGCCUCCGCGUCCUGGGACACCGCCAGCCACCGCUCCUACUCCUCCGAGGAGCAGUACAUGACGAUGAGCCGCGAGUUCACGGCCAUGGUCGCCGCCGGGGCGACCAUGCAGACCGGCCCCAACGCCAACGGCAGCGCCGGCGGAGGCGGCUACGACAACGGGGCCGACCAGCUCACCAGCAUCGGCGAGGACGAGCUGGAGGAGACCAACCCGUUGGCCAUCGUGCCGGACAGCCACCCCAUCGCGACGCCGGCCAGGUCCAGGGCGUCCGGGCUGGAGGUGGUGCCCGCGGGGCCGCCGCCCCCGCCGGCGCAUGUGGAGGCCAGCCAGGUGAAGAAGGAGGAGGUGGAGACCAAGGUCACGGCGUGGCAGACGGCGGAGGUGGCCAAGAUCAACAACCGCUUCAAGCGGGAGGAGGUGGUCAUCAACGGGUGGGAGACCGAGCAGGUGGAGAAGGCAUCCGCAUGGCUCAAGAAGAUCGAGAGGAAGCUGGACGAGCAGCGCGCCAAGGCGGUGGAGAAGACGCAGAACGACAUCGCCAAGGCGCGGCGCAAGGCGGAGGAGAAGCGGGCGUCGGCGGAGGCCAAGCGGGGGCUCAAGCUGGCCAAGGUGCUGGAGCUCGCCAACUUCAUGAAGGCCGUCGGGAGGGUGCCCACCAAGCGCUCCUUCUUCUAGCCGGCGACCCGGCCGUCCCUCCUCCGGCACCACCUGUUCGUUCUAGCCGGCCAGUGCCUGCGUGUCCUGAACCUGUUGCUGCUGCUCCAUCACGCCUAGCUAGUAGCACGUUUGUGUGACGAUGUAUGCUUCUGCAUCCGAGAACCCUAAUUGUAAAAAAGAUUUGUACGCUGUAUACGAUGUACUGUCGCCGCCCUGCGAUGCCUGUGAUCCAUCACGGCGCAGAGUGGCCUUUUUUCUUCUCUUUUUGUUGGCUUGUAUAUCGAUCCAUCCGUAUGGUGUUAUCUUGUUUGCGUAACCGUGCAAACAUUCAGAACCCCAACACUGCAAGAGAGCUGCUACUUGUGCAGAGAAUA